Alligator mississippiensis (American alligator) is the source of this 3535-nucleotide messenger RNA. RefSeq names its product DnaJ heat shock protein family (Hsp40) member B9 (gene DNAJB9). Lineage: Eukaryota; Metazoa; Chordata; Crocodylia; Alligatoridae. Gene Ontology annotation, cellular component: endoplasmic reticulum. Gene Ontology annotation, molecular function: misfolded protein binding; protein-folding chaperone binding. The transcript has 3 exons. The coding region runs from base 138 to 788 and encodes 216 amino acids. The record is from RefSeq and is a predicted model, not a curated record.
GCUGGGGCGGCGGCGUCACGUGCGGCGGGCGGCCAAUGGCGGAGCGCUGCGUGUCGCACUCGCUCUUGGCCCGGCGGCCCCAGCUCCCGCGGUGAGACGGAGGGUGCGGCGCGCGCGCGGCGGCAGGAUCUUUAGAAAUGGCUACCACACAGUCUGUCUUCACAUUCGCACUCUGCAUUUUAAUGAUAACUGAAUUAAUAUUGGCUACAGAAAACUAUUAUGAUAUCUUGGGAGUUCCAAAAAAUGCAUCUGAUCGCCAGAUCAAGAAGGCAUUUCAUAAACUGGCCAUGAAGUACCAUCCAGACAAAAAUAAGAGUCCUGGUGCAGAAGCAAAAUUCAGGGAAAUUGCAGAAGCCUAUGAAACUUUAUCAGAUGAGAACAAGCGAAAAGAAUAUGACCAACUUGGCCAUGGAGGACAAGGAAAUAAUGGCAGCCCCUUCCAACAAUCGUUUAAUUUCAACUUUGAUGACUUGUUCAAAGAUUUUGACAUAUUUGGUCAAAGUCAGAACUCCCGGUCGAAGAAGCACUUUGAAAAUCACUUCCGGGGUCAUCGGGAGGCUCACAGUAGGCAAAGACGUUCAUUCCACGAAUUUUCCUUUGGAGGUGGACUGUUUGAUGAUGUGUUUGAAGAUAUGGAAAAAAUGUUUUCCUUCAGUGGCUUUGACAAUGCACACCGACACACUGUACGAACUGAUAGCAGAUUCCAUGGAUCUAGCAAGCAUUGUAGGACUGUCACUCAGCGUCGAGGAAACAUGGUUACUACAUAUACAGACUGUUCUGGACAGUAACCCUUAUUUUUCCCCCCCCCCUUCUUCCUUUUACUAUCUCUCCUUCCAUUUCAUCACCUUGAUGACUUUUCUGGUUUUGUGCUGAUAUGGAACAUUUUUUUUAUGAGCUGUCUAAAACCGAUUAAGCUAUUUAAAGUACUUAACGUAGCUUUAAAGAAGCUGUAGGUAAACUAAUUCUUGUAACCAAGAAAGAAUAAAUCCCACCUGAAAACACAAUAUAAGUGUUUACUACACUUAAAUAAUAUUGAUAAUUUUUAACAUAUGAGGAGUUUGUGAAUGAUUGUUUUUUGGCUAUCCAGUCUUGUAGGCCCACUUUUUUUUAGUUUAUUGGUGCAUGAACAGCUACAGAUGAGGUUAAACUACUUUAUUCUAAAGUGUUAAACUUAAAAUGCCAUUUUUAAUUGUACCCUUCACUUUAACUUUCAGUAUUUAGCUGCUGUGGGUUUAAAUUGUGUGAUACUACAUGUAUAAUUCACACACAAUAUAGCAGUGGAAACUAACUCAUCUGCAUUUAAUUUGCAUAAUCUAGGAGCACUGCAGAGUUCUCAGCUAUAUGAUUUUCAUUCAUUUUUAUUUUUAAAUGGGAUUAUGAAGAAAAGGGAGUAUCUUGAGAUUCUCCAACUUUGCGCUUCAGUUAAGCGAAGCACUGUCUGGAACGUACAAGUUCAUUUGUAGUUCUGAAUGUCUUCUGUGUGGCCUUUAAUCCUCUAAAUACUUGUUUGAGCACAGUUUCACAUAUGUGUAUGUGAGUAAUCCCACUGCUUUCUCUGGAACUAUUCAUGUACAUAAAGUUGUGAAGGUGCAGACUUUUUGUUUGGUUGUUUUUUCAGGAUUCAGGCCAAUUUCUAAAUAGAUUUGAAAAAAAUGUAUUGCAGUACACAUCUGUUUGUUGUAUCUCCAUGUGUAAGAGAGGUUAAUGAAAAUACAUUUAGUCUUCAUUUUAAACUCUUAAUACUCCUCUUAAUGCUUUAGUAGAGUGGUGCUCAACCUCUGGCCUACAGGCUGCAUCCAACUCAUGGGGCCAUGUCAUCUGGCCCAUGGGACCCCCUAUGGGUCCAAAAACUUGGCAGCAGGGGGAAAGUUGCAGCAUUAAUUAUUGUGGUUUCCAAAGCCACUGCAGUUAACACUGCUGUUCCUGCUCCCUUCUGUCAAAUUUCUGGACACCUGUGGAAACCCACAGGUCAGGUGAUACAGCCCUCUGCCAGACUGUGCAGUGUUGCAUCAUGACUGGAUCCAGUACAGUGUUGCACACUCAGAUGGACCACAGGUGCCAGCUCCACACUGGAUCUGGUCUACAGACUGAGUCUGUCCAUAGGAUUCAGCCUAUAGACCAACCUCAUGCUACUUGUCUGGCCUGUGGGACCAGAAGGUUGAGUGCCACUGCUCUAGUAAAUGUAAAUUAAAGGAAAAGUUAGGUCUGUAUAACAGAUAUGACUAGAAAAUUCCAAGCAUUGUGUGCAAAAUUGUAAAUCUGCAAGCAUUGCAUUCAGAAUGACUUCAGGUUUAUUACUCUGAGCCAGAUGACAAGAAUUUUCAGUUGAUAGGUAAACUUUUCUCCAAGUGAAUAGAUGACAAAAAAUUAAAUUUACAUUUCUGGCAUUUGCUUUACAUGGCAUUUGAGUUUGCUAUGGAGGUGACAUCAUGCUAAAGUUGUCAACUUGUCAGUAUGUUAAAAAACCCAUAGACUGAUGUAGCUUGCAAAGGAAAACAUUGGUAUUCUGAUGUCAUACCCAACGGAUCUAAAUGUGAACCCACAAAGUUUUCUUUUGAGUUUCUUGAGACUGUUAAUGUAGGCCUUUUGAAGCUCGUAUGGGCUACAUCAUCCCCAUCCAGUAUAUCAGAGUAAGAUGGCCAUCACCUAAAAAUCACCAUUCUGAUUUAACUGACUUUCAAAAAUGUACUAUUUUCCAUUUUGUUGAGAACUUGCCUUUCAAAUUGAUAACAUUAGCAUUCACUUGUUUCACUCACUUGUGUAGUAUUCUAAAUAGAUUAGGUCUGUUUAAAGUCCUGAACUGAACUUGUUGCUAUAGGGAAGAGACUUAACCCUUCAGUUAUUCUUUUGAUAUUGCUUGGUCACAGUUUCACCACAACAUACUAUCCUUUAUUCAAUUUUUACUUAUCUAAAUACUGAAAAUGGAUUUUAUGUUAUGUUAAGUGCUUUUCCUAUCAAUCUUUGCCUCUUUAUUUAUAAAUUGACUAAUACCUCAUUCUGUCUUUAUGAAAAGUCAGUAAUUUGUGCAACCUUAUCAGAAUGUGCAAUAUUAUUAAGAUAGGAAGAAUGUGCUGCUGGUUUUUUGUGCAAGUAGAUUUUAAUGUGCAGUAUACUUACCUGUAUGUUUCAUGCAGAUUUCAGAACGUUUUCAUAAUAUGCUCCACACAAAUAUCAGUCAUAUGGAUGGAUGCUGUUCACUUAAGUACCUGUUUGGUAUUAUGAUAAACUUAAGUAAACAAUUAUGUACCACUUGAGUGAACUUUAAGUUGUCCCACAGCAUCAAGCUCAAAAGUCUUAACAUCUUCUGUGAGAUGCCUGUUUAUCAUUUGGAGGAGAAUACGUAUUAAUAAAUAUUAAUGAGGAAUGGCAUGCCCUUCCUUUUAUAUUUAGGUUGUAUGCCAGUGGGCUUUCUGUAAUGAAGACUGCAAGAACUCUUCAGGUGAGAGCUUGGGACAGCUUACUUGGUAAGAUCAAAUAGUUUAUAACAUUACUCUGUGUUUUUCUUAAAAAUAAAUAAAAUCCUUCUUGCAAAAUA